Molecule: messenger RNA, 1880 nt
Organism: Ooceraea biroi (clonal raider ant)
Lineage: Eukaryota; Metazoa; Arthropoda; Insecta; Hymenoptera; Formicidae
Product: facilitated trehalose transporter Tret1
Biological process (GO): transmembrane transport
Cellular component (GO): membrane
Molecular function (GO): transmembrane transporter activity
Source: RefSeq, a predicted model, not a curated record
AGCUGUAUUUUCAUGUCCCUUCGAUUUAUUGGUUUGUUAUUUAUUGUUGUUUGCAGGUAUUAUUUUCGGAUGUCUUGGCGCGUACUGUAUCGAUCGUUACAGUCGUAGGAUUCUGCUGGCGAUCUCGUCACUUAGCGUGAUGAUCAGUAUGCUCUUGCUAGGUUUGCAUUUUUUACUAUUGGAUUGCGGCUAUGAUCCCGGUGAUUUCGAGUGGCUGGUCAUUUUGUCGGUGCUGAUAUUCACGUUGCUCUGCUUCGGGCUCGUGCCGGUGCCCAGCACGAUGCUGAGUGAACUCUUUACAUCCGAUCUGAAGAGCACAGCUGGAUUUGUAAGCAGUAGCACGUCAGCGAUAUUUUCGUUUAUUGCUACCAAGACCUAUCAGCCGCUAGUGAAUAUCAUGAGACACCAAUAUGUUUUCUGGAUCUACGCUGCGAUUAUGAUGAUUAGUCUUGUAUACUCGCUUAUUUGGAUCCCGGAAACGAAAGGAAAAACAUUACAGGAAAUUCAAGACAUGAUGGCCGCGGGAAGUGCUAGAGAAAGGUCGCAACGGGUGAACUGUGUUGAAAUUGUAGAUGGUAUAACAAAUUAAAUUUUCUGGAGAUGCUCGAUGUAAUAAUUGGCAGUGUAAUUAGGAGGAAUUCAAAUGUAAAAGAUACAUACUCUUGCGUGCAUGUGUUAAUAUUAUAAAUAUUGCCAGUACACGUACUAGCAUAAACGAUUAUAGGGAAAAGAUUUGACAAAAAAUAUGAAUAUGUUAUAAAAGCGGUUGCGACUACAAUAAACAAAUAAUUGAGUAAGUAAAUUUAAGAUUAAUCUAGAAUGAUAUCCACAAACGAAUAUCCACGAACGGAAAAAGAUUAUGACACUGGAGCGAGAAACGAUAAUGCGGUAUACAUUAAUAAAGAUGCUUUGAAUCUAUCGUGGCAUAGUGAUUUAAACUUGUUAAAAUUUUGUCUAUAUACGAUUAGAUAUUUUCGUAAAUGAAUAUAACCGUGCAAUACGGUGCAAUGUUCAAAUAUAGCUAAAUUUAUUAUUAAUAACGUAUAAUGUAUGAUAUAAAAACUUUUUUUCUUACGAUAAUCAAUUAAGCAAAUUGCUCUUAAAUUCAACUUAUUACAAAUUACGAAUUAAUUGCAAAUAUUUUGUUCUAAAAGCAUAAAAUUUCAUUAUCUAUUAAUAUAGGUCAAUUAUAUUAAUACAGGUCAAUUCAUGAGAAGAAAUCCAAAGCCACUUAAUUUAGACAUUAGAUAAUGUUAUCAGUGUUGUUAUUUAAACACUUUAACAAAAUUUCUUAUCUUGCAUAAGUAAAAACAAGUACAGUAGCAGCCAAUGAAUUAUUGAUCAAGUGAGUAAAUGUUCAGAUUAGGGUCCUACCGAUUCCUUGACAUACAUUAUCAAGAACGUGGCUGAUUAACUUGCAAAAAGUUUUAGUCGUCGCUCGUUGUUUAUUAAAAAAACUAAACAAAAUUAAUUCAAUAGAGAUUUACGCAUGGAUUUUCAAUUUUUCACGUGAAGAAAAAUCCACUCUACAUCAUUCGGUGCAAAGAUUUAUUUAAACUAAACGAUUUAUCGAAUCAGUAUCUGAUCGAUCUGCUAACACAUUAUUUACUGUAAUUAAAAAAAUAGACAAUCAUAUCAUAUUGUUGGAAAUCCUAGAAGUGUUUAGCCAAUGAAUGAAUGACUAUAUACAUUAAACCGUAAACCAUAAAAUGAAUUUUGUUAAUCUCGAGAGUAGUACAUGCAUGUAAAAUAUUGAACCUUGUUGGCGUGAAACACAAAUAUUUCACGAUACGGAAUCCGAGAAAAUCAUUAUGCAGAAUAUUAUAUUUAGCAGAAUUUUUAUUUCGCCAACGUUAUAAUCAUUAUAAACGAAUAAAUGC